AUGCAACUAAUCUCUUUUGUUCUCGGGGCAUUGGCCCUCACUGAUCUGUCGCUGGGCGCCCAGCACAGCUACUCUGUCGGAAGUCUCGCUAGUCGAGCGAGCGCAAUGAUUGGCUUGAGAGAGGCCGCCGAGGGUUCCGAAGGAAAGCGAUCUAUCUGGACCUCGAUGGUGCUUCCAAAGAUGGUGGUCAAGAGUGACCAGUCGGUUGAAUACGUCAAGAGACAAUUGAGCAUCGGCAAUGGCGGAAUCUCCAUUGGAGGACCAGGUGGACUUACUCUCGGUGGCGGUCAACGAAGCGGGAACCAGGCUGGCGAGGGCGCUCAAGCUGGUACCAACAAGACGGCCGAAGGCAUCGCAGCUCUGGAAAGCGCCAGGAACAAUACAGGAGGCGGCUUGACGAUUGGCGGUCUUACUCUUGGAGGACCUGGCGGUGGCAUCACGUCAAACAACAAUGGCCAGAAAGGAGGAGAACAGGCAGCCGCUCAACCUGCCGAGGGUGCGGCUGCGACUCCCGCUGAAGAACAACCAGCUGCUACUGCGCCUGCCGAAGGCCAAGCUGCCCCUACCGGUGAGGCGGCCCAGAAAGCCGGAGAAGUUGGCGCUGUGAAGGAAUCGGAACAAUUCGACGGCAACGCUGGCAUCACGACGGACAAGAACGGCAACGCGGUCAACCUCGGCGGGGAUCUAGGCAUCACCAAGGGCUCGGACGGAAGUACUUCAGUGGGAGGCGAGGCAGGCAUCAACAUCAUUGCUCGCGCCGUCGGUGCCGCGCCCGCUUCGCCGCCGGCUAUCAAGCCAUUGGAGGCCCCGGCCGUGCCCUCAUUGCCCGCGGCACCAGCUGCUCUAGCCGUACCGUCACUCCCGGCUCAGCCUGGGGCCGCAAAAGAAGCCCCCGCGCCUAUUGCUGUCGUGAGCGUACCAGCUCCUCCCAAGGCUUUGCCCAGUGCGCCAGCUCCAGCCGCCAUUGAGGCUGUCCCGGCACUCCCCUCGGUCUUGCCGGCGUCGCCUGCGCAAGUAGAGGCGCCUGCAUCUCCGGCUUUGGCACCGGCUACGCCUUCAGCCCCGGUGUCCGAAAUACCUGACUUUGUGCCCGGAACAUCGCCUAGUGCUUGA
Molecule: messenger RNA, 1113 nt
Organism: Pestalotiopsis fici W106-1
Lineage: Eukaryota; Fungi; Ascomycota; Sordariomycetes; Amphisphaeriales; Sporocadaceae
Exons: 2
Coding region: 1-1113 (370 amino acids)
Source: RefSeq, a predicted model, not a curated record